Molecule: messenger RNA, 1620 nt
Organism: Prorocentrum cordatum
Lineage: Eukaryota; Dinophyceae; Prorocentrales; Prorocentraceae
Source: the annotation of a GenBank genome assembly
AUGGCUCCCAAGAGGAGAGCCAGCAUAUCCGAUGAUGAUCUUGAUGCGCUCACCGAGGAUCUCAGUAAGGUAAUCACCUCGACCGCCAGGCCCGACUACAGGGAUGAUGUGACAGGAGGCCCGCGCAACAACGUCGAGUUGCUCAAGUGGGCAGACACGAUAGCGUUGCUGCCAGCGGGCUUGCCACAACUCCAGCUACAGAAGGCGCUCGACACAGUGGCGGCGGAGAAGGAAGACACGUUCCACCUGAGCGACUCGAGAAGCAAGUGGGCAGAGGGCUUGGCCAAGAGAUUGAGGGCAAUGAGGCGCGACAUGGAGCAGUACGUCAGCAAGUUCAAGGAUCGUGCCGACGACGAGGACAUCCCAGAAUGCCUGGCGGCGUUUCGGAAGCACUCGAGACCAUCCGGCCCUGCCGAUGAGGAAGUCGACGGUGCCGACAGCGGCGCAGAGGAGGACGGCGCAGGGAGCGCGGCCGAGGUCGUUCCUGCCGAGCCAGCUGGCGAUGCAGGAGGAGACGCAGGCCGCGCUGCUGAGGAGGAGGGGGGCGACGGCGAGGAGUUCGAAGAGGGUGAAGAGGAGGAGCAGUCCGAGAAGGAUGAGGCUGAGGACGAAGCUGGCGCCACCGAGGAGGGAGUUGAGGACGAGGAGUCAGCUGGCGAGGAGUUGGCGGCUGGCAAGGCUGCUGAACAGCCAGCGGAGACUGCAGCUUCGGGAUCGAGCGCUUCGGGAUUGACCAGUGCUGCAGACAAGCUGCCUGCUGGGGCGCCCUGCUCGAAGCGGCGGAGGACAACAACUCCUGAGGAUUACGUGUGCAAGUACGCGUGGGAUGCUGAGAUGCAGGCCGCCUUCCGCACCAAGGGCGCGGAGCGAGAGAAGGCGAUUCGUUUGGUGAUCCCGAGCGUUGAGAAUGGCUUGCUGAAAGGGCACUGCAAAGAUUUCCCCGUUGCGGUCUGGCCAGAUGGAGACACGUGGUCGGUACCGCAUGUAAGCGCUGAGAAGUUGGAGGAGCUCUUGAAGUCUUCCUCCAAGGGUUCCCAGGUAGCCAGGAACUGGGUCGAGCACGUGACCGACGGCCAAGUCAGGCUCGUCGACUUCAAGCGGAGCGGCUUCUCAUUUUUGGCAAUUCGCCAUGAGAAGUCGGAUGGCAAUGAACAGUUCGCCCAGCAAUCCUUGCGAGACUUCAACGAGGAUCAGAUCAGCCAGAUCCGCAAGCACAUGGAGGAGUUGGUGCACAUGUACGCGAAUAACAAGAUCGACAAGGACGACCUCAUCAAGAAGAAGAUCAGCUGCGUGGCCAAGGUGGCGUCAUUAACGACAGUGCGCAAGCGCCCUGCAGCAAAACCUGGUGGCCAAGGCGAGGCAGCUGCAGGAGGUAAAGGCUGCGGGGGCGACACGACGCCUGCGGCGGCUGCCAAGCGCCCGAAGCCGAAGGGCAAAGCCAAGGGCAAGGCCAAGGUUGUGGGGAAGAAGGCGUCGCCGUCGAAGGGGCCUGGCGCUUCGGGCGAGACGCAGGAGGCUGCUUCGGUGGCCAGCAGUGACGAGGAGGCGGCGGCGUGGACAGCUUUGGGGCAUGGCUUCGACGACGUGCCGCCGCCAGGCUUUGGGAGCAUCUUCGACUAG